GGCUUUUGGCGGGUUCCUGAAGUUGAUUUGCGAGCUAAAAUCUCAGCUCCAUCUCACCUUAUUAAUGUCUUUUAAAUCCAUUUUUACAUUUUUUUACUGCUCAUCUACGCCACCACCGCCGCCACCACCGCCGUCGCCGUCGCCGUCGCCGUGGUGAUCCCUUUCUCCAUUUUCUUUCUCCCACCAAACACUCAGAGCAUAGGACCCAAUUUCUUUCAUCUUCUUCAUUUUUCUCUUUCUUCUGUGUGGGAUUUUCACUAAAGAUUCCCUGUUCUGUUCUUUCUUCCAACCGAAGCACCUGCAGAUCCGCAGCUUAGUCGAGAUUUGGUUGGACAGAUGGUUUGAGAUUCUGUUUUGCCCUCUGUUCUUGUCAGUCUUCUUGUUCUGGGUUUCAGUGCACGACCGGCAUUUCUUUGAAUGGGGCAAUUUUCUAGAUCACGACUUUGUCUGCUUGCGAGGGUGAAUUUUGAUUAGCUCGCUGCUGUUUCCACUGCCCGGAUCCGGGGGUUUUCUGCUGGGUGUUCGCAAUUUUGUUCAUAAAAUUUGGCGUUUCUGACAAGUUUGCGUCUCCUCCAAGAAGUGGAUGAUUGCGAUAUUACAUAGAAAUGUCAAGGAUUGCUAAGUGGAAGCUUGAGAAGACAAAAGUAAAGGUGGUUUUCAGGCUUCAAUUUCAUGCCACGCAUAUUCCACAAUUUGGAUGGGACAAACUGUUUAUAUCUUUUGUUCCUGCUGAUUCUGGGAAGACAACAGCAAAGACAACUAAAGCAAAUGUGAGAAAUGGAGCUUGCAAAUGGGCUGAUCCCAUCUAUGAAACAGCUAGACUUCUUCAAGACACUAGAACAAAGCAAUAUGAUGAUAAGCUCUAUAAACUCGUGGUGGCCAUGGGCUCAUCUCGUUCAAGCAUCCUCGGGGAAGCUAACAUCAACCUUGCUGACUAUGCUGAUGCAAUGAAGCCUUCAGCUGUUGCGCUGCCUCUUAAUGGAUGCGAAUCUGGAACUAUUUUACAUGUUACUGUACAGCUGCUUACUUCUAAAACUGGUUUCAGGGAGUUUGAGCAGCAAAGGGAGCUUAGGGAGAGGGGGCUGCAGACAUUCUCCGAUCAAAAUAGUCAUGGUGAAUCUCCUAGUGGAAAAAUGUCACCAUCCAAGGAUUCAGUGAAUAAUCACUCAAAUAAGGUCAAUGCAAGAAUUAGGUCCAAAGGAGUAUAUAAUGAGCUCCCUUUACUCGAAGAUGAGGUUGGGCGAAAAGAAGAGUAUGCAGAUUCAGCAACUGGUUUUGAUGUCUCUUCCAAUACUUCAGAAAGUUUAUAUGCAGAGAAACAUGAUGUGCAUGAAAUUGACAGCAUAAAGAGCACAGUGUCUGGUGAUCUAGGUGGACUUUCCAUUGGCCAAAGUCCUGGGUCAGAGAAAGGAGACCAGGGUGAUCAAUAUUCAGUGCAGGGGUCCAACAAUUGGGCUCAUAACUGGGGUUCUGAGUUUGCUGCUGAUGGGGAACUGGCUACUGCAUAUAAAGAAAACAAUAGACUUAGAGAAAGCUUGGAAGUAGCCGAGUCCUCGAUUGUUGAGCUGAGGCUAGAGGUAAGCUCAUUGCAAAAUCAUGUUGAUGAGAUGGGUAUUGAAACACAGAAAAUUGCUUGGCAGCUUGCUACUGAGACUACUUCAGGUAAAGAACUGACAGAAGAAGUUUCAGUAUUGAAAUCUGAGUGUUUAAACCUUAAAGACGAGCUUGAGAGAUUAAAAAAAUUGCAAUCCAGUCUAACAGAAUCCAGAAAAAAAACCAUAGAGACUGACCAGAAUAACAUAUGCCAAAAGCUGGAGCCACAACAUUUAAAGGGGCUCUUAACAAUGGAGGAAAAGAUUAGGGAUCUGCUAAACAAGGCUCACUUUGGAUGUCAAGACAUAGAUGUUCGGUUUCUUCUAGCCGACUUGGAGGCGUUGCUCUGCUUUGUACAAGAUUUUAGAGAGCGAAUAGAACAGGAAAUUUCAUGUGCCAAAGCGAACCAAAAUGAGAUCAGAAAAUUGAACUCCCCGACUAGUCAGAUAUUGACAUCAGGAACUGGGUUCGAUUCAGACAUUUACCAUACUGAUAGCAUGCUUCAUUGUCUUAUACCAGGUCUGGUGUCCUACGAACCCAAUUCUAUAGAUGCCAUCAGUUCAAUGAAAGGGAAAAUUUUUGAACUUCUAAGGGAGUUGGAUGAGUCAAAAGCGAAAGAGGAGAGCCUUGCACAGAAAAUGGACCAGAUGGAAUGCUACUAUGAGGCUUUUAUUCAUGAACUUGAGGAAAAUCAGAGACAGAUGAUCGGAGAGCUGCAGAAUCUCAGGAAUGAGCAUGCAACAUGUAUAUAUACUAUCACGGCUUCUAAGGAUGAGAUAGAAGCACUGCAUCACAAAAUGAAUAGCUGUUUAAUGAACUUUGCUGAAGAGAAGAAGAGUUUGGAUUCCAUCAAUAAGGAGCUUGAAAGAAGAGCUGCUAGUGCUGAGACAGCUCUCAAAAGGGCACGCCUAAAUUACUCAAUUGCUGUGAACCAGCUACAGAAGGACCUUGAUCUACUAUCUGUCCAGGUCACGUCCGUGUUUGAGACUAAUGAGAACCUCAUUAAGCAUGCACUUUCUGGUUCUUCACUUCCAAGCAGACAGGAAUACUAUGAAAUAGGUUGGAAUCCGGGAGUUGAAUUGGAGGAGUUUUCUACUGGCAAACUCUUGCAGAGUCAGAAUCAUGAUGCAGGGGUAAAGAAAUAUCAUUCAAGUGGAGGUAUUUUCUCUGAGGACUUAAAAAGGUCUCUGUACUUGCAGGAAGGGUUGUAUCAAAAGGUUGAAGAUGAAGUCUUUGAAGUGCAUUUGGUUAACAUAUACCUGGAUGUAUUUUCAAAGACGCUCCAAGAAACUUUGCUUGAAGCAAAUUCUAGUUUCAAACUUAUGAAAGAGAGAGUAGAUGGGAUUAGUCAGCAGCUAGAACUAUCAAUCAAGUCCAAGGAAUUAUUGUUUCUUGAACUGCAAGCUUCUAUGGAAGAAAUCCGAUCUCUAAAUGAAUGUAAGACUGCAAUUGUUUCAAAAUACAAUGAAAUGGGAUCGAAAACUGAAAUUUUAGAAGAAAAUUUAUUAAAUGUUACUCGUGAAAAUUCCUUUCUUACUAAGAAAAUAAUAGAAUGUGAGGCCUUGGUGACAGAAUAUAGAUGUUUUGAGGAAAAGUACCAAACCUGUCUUUUGGAGAAGUUAGAGCUGGAGAAUUCAAUGAUGGAGGAAAGCAUUGAAAACAAAAAUAUUCGUAAUGAGAAUUCAUCUUUGCACGAAGAAUUGAAAGCUCUAAGAGCUGAAUUUGACAACUUGGUUUCAGUGAAAGCAGAUCUGCAUAAUACUGUUGGUUUUGCCUAUGAUAAGUUGAGUAACUUGUUGGCUUCCCGUAACAAAAACUCUAACAAUGUCUUAAGUGAAUCUGUUGAUGAUGAUUUAGAGUCAAACAACUUAGCAGGCUUGGUUUUGAAAUUUGAAAAUCUCCAUCUUGAUGCAUGCAAGAAAGUUCUCCAGCUCAUGAAUGAGAAUGAACAUUUGGUGGAAGAAAGAGAUACGGCUCAAAAGUCCUUAAGCAGAGUAGCAUCAGACAAUCUGAUCAUGAAAGAGAAUUUUGAACGUACAAAACAAGAUAUGGUCAACGGAUUAGAUAAGGCCAAUGAACUGGUGCAAACAUUUCACAUUGCGAUUGAGACUGUUUCUGAAAACAUCAAUAUCAGUGAAGCUGGAGAUAAAUUUACCCAGCAGCAUAAAGAGCUUGUGUCUGUUCUCAAUCACGUGGAGGAUGAACUACAACAACUGACUUCUAGAAACAAUGGCCUUGAAAAUGAAAUGGUAGCACUGAGGUUGGUAGAUGAAGAACUUGCAAAUUGUAAGUUUACCAUCGAGGAGUUAACAAAGGAGAAAAAAACUUUACUUGAGUCAUUACAGGAAAAAGUAGAGGAAUCGAUGAAGCUUAAGUUGGAGCUGGAUCGUUCCAAAGAUAAAUCUCAGUUAUUGUCUGAUGAACUAAUUAUCGAGAGGAGUUUCAGAGAGAGUUUAGAGAAAAAAAUUAAAGAUCUUGAUGCCCAAAUAAAUGAGAAGAGUUGCAAGUUGCUAGAUUUUGAGAAAAUGAAGGCAGAAGUUGGAAAUCUCAAGCAAUUGGUAUUGGAGCUUGAGUUGGAGAAAUCAAGAGUCGACAAAGAUUUACUACAGUCGAAGGAACUUCUUAAGCAUCUUGAUCAAGAGAAUUCUUUCUUGGUUUGUUUGGAAAGUGAAUUAUGUGAAAUGUACGAAUUUUCAAUAGCUGCAGAUAUUAGCCUAGUUUUCACAAGAUCUCAGUGUCAUGACCAGCUUGAACUUCUUGUUCAACAAUUUCUGUUAUCAGAAAGGAACCUUGUAGCUCUUCAAGAAAAGUAUCUCAAUGUAGAGACUGCUCUUAAUCAUUGUAUGGUCAGUGAAGCACGCCAAACUGAAGAGAAUGCAAGAUCGUUGAUGAAUCUCAACUCUCUAAAAUUGGAGUUAGAAGCCUUUGCUUUGGAAAACAAAAUGCUUCUUGAUACAAACAAAAAACUGACUAAUCAGUCUGAGGAAUUACAGAAUAGGACUAAACUUGCUGAUGCUGAUAGAAGACAUCAUGCUCAAGAGAUUGAAAAACUGGGGAAAAUGUUGAAGACUUGUGAAACAGAAGUUGAUGAUUUGUUGCUUUGCAAGGAAGAACUGGAAGCAUUUGCUUCGGAAAACAAAAUGCUUCUUGAUGCAAACAAAAAACUGACUAAUCAGUCUGAGGAACUACAGAAUAGGACUAAACUUCUUGAGGUUGCAGUUGAUGCCGAGAGAAGUUGUCAUGCUCAAGAGAUUGAAAAACUGGGGAAAAUGUUGAAGACUUAUGAAACAGAGAUUGAUGAUUUGUUGCUUUGCAAGGAAGAACUGGAAGCCUUUGCUUUGGAAAACAAAAUGCUUCUUGAUGCAAACAAAAAACUGACUAAUCAGUCUGAGGAACUACAGAAUAGGACUAAACUUCUGGAGGUUGCAGCUGAUGCUGAUAGAAGUCGUCAUGCACAAGAGAUUGAAAAACUUGGAAAAAUGUUGAAGACUUAUGAAACAGAGAUUGAUGAUUUGUUGCUUUGUAGGGAAGAACUGGAAGUAAGUUUGUUGGUUGUCCGGUCAAAAUUGGAUGAACAGCAUGCUCAUGUGAUCUUGCUCCAAGGUAUGAGCGAUGAGAUGGUCAUCUUGCAAAAUAAGUGUAAUGAUCUAACCCAGAGGCUUUCUGAACAAAUCUUGAAAACGGAAGAAUUCAAAAACUUGUCUAUUUACUUGAAGGAUCUAAAAGACAAGGCGGAUGCAGAGUGCGUCCAACUUCGUGAAAAAAAAGAGAACGAAGGGCCAUCCAAUGCCAUGCAAGAAUCUCUCAGAAUUGCAUUUAUUAAAGAACAAUAUGAAACAAAGUUGCAGGAAUUGAAGCAUCAGCUUUCUGUGUCCAAGAAACACAGUGAAGAAAUGUUGUGGAAAUUACAAGAUGCAAUCAAUGAAGUUGAAAAUAGGAAAAAAUCUGAGGUGACUCACAUAAAAAGAAAUGAAGAGCUGGGAAAGAAGAUCGUGGAGUUGGAAGGUAACUUGAAUGCAGCUCUCACUGAAAAGCGGGAAAUAAUGAAGGCAUAUGAUUUGGUGAAGGCUGAAAAAGAAUGCUCUUCUAUCAGCCUUGAAUGCUGCAAGGAAGAAAAACAAGAGCUUGAAGCUUCUUUAAAGAAAUGCAAUGACGACAAAUUAAAAUUUUCAGUGGAACUGAACCUAAUGAAAGAUUUACUGGAGAGUUACAAAUUUCAGACGAGCAUGCACAAGGAAGGCAGUGAUGGAAAAUGCACAGAAGAUCACAUGUCUAAGUCCUCAGACCAAAAUAAUGCAGCUCCUUGUGAAGAAGUUGAAUGCACAAUAUCAAUUUCAACUGAUGAGACCAAUAAUUCACAUGCUUUCCUUAAUGGUCAAGGGCAACCUGAGCAGCAUGUUCUGGUGUCAAGAAGUCUCAAUGGACUUCAAGAUAUCUCUCGUGGGAAUCAAGAGGACUUGCUGCAUGAUGAGACAAAGCAUUUGGCUCUGGUAAAUGAUAACUUCAGAGCUCAAAGCCUGAAAUUUAGCAUGGACCACCUAAAUGAAGAGUUGGAAAGAUUGAAAAAUGAAAACUCGCUUGCUCAUGAUGAUCAUCCUUCUGAAUCAGAUUUUCCUGGUUUAGAACACCAACUGAUGCAGUUACAUAAAGUGAAUGAAGAACUAGGAAGCAUAUUCCCCCUGUUCAAUGAAUUUUCGAGAAGUGGCAAUGCAUUAGAAAGGGUACUAGCUUUAGAGAUCGAGCUUGCUGAAGCAUUGCGGUCAAAAAAGAAACCAAGCAUGCAUUUUCAGAGUUCUUUCUUGAAGCAACACAGUGAUGAAGAGGCGAUAUUCCGAAGCUUUAGCGACAUCAAUGAGCUAAUCAAAGACAUGUUAGAUCUAAAGGGAAAGUACUCAACUGUAGAGACUGAACUGAGAGAGAUGCAUGACCGUUACUCCCAAUUAAGCCUUCAGUUUGCCGAGGUUGAAGGGGAGAGACAGAAACUCAUGAUGACUGUCAAGAACGUCCGAGCAUCCAGGAAGCUUCUCAAUGUCAAUAAUCGACCCUCAUGGUCAUCCCGGGGGGAGCAUUCUCCUUCAUAACUUCUCGGCUUCCUAAGAUGGUCUCUCUUGUCUCUUUCACAAGUUGAAAUCACACUCAGGUCAAAUGUGACUCCAAAGGCUUCAUCUUUGGCUUUCUGCAUCACAACGCCAAGAAGGAUGUGAAGGAUGUCGACAGACGAUACUGUCUCCAGGGACCGAGCCGCUACGAGUUCAGAGUCAGCUGCACAAGUAAAAAUGCAACAGUUUUGUGUAAAUAAGAAGAAAAGCUUCUGCACCUAUUCAUUCACGAGUUGGUAGAGUAUUAUCAAGUAUAGGAUCUUCUCUUCUACUUCAAUGUAAUUUUUUAUGUACAGUAAACGAAAUAUCUUCAUGGCCAGAUGACUUAACUCCAAAUAUUAUGAAGAGAAAGCAAUGAAACCAUGUCAUUAUAUAUCUUUGCCCC
Benincasa hispida (wax gourd) is the source of this 7077-nucleotide messenger RNA. Its product is annotated as sporulation-specific protein. Lineage: Eukaryota; Viridiplantae; Streptophyta; Magnoliopsida; Cucurbitales; Cucurbitaceae. The record is from RefSeq and is a predicted model, not a curated record.